Messenger RNA from Triticum aestivum (bread wheat), 1516 nucleotides. RefSeq names its product GDSL esterase/lipase At1g31550. Lineage: Eukaryota; Viridiplantae; Streptophyta; Magnoliopsida; Poales; Poaceae. Bases 144 to 1235 code for a protein of 363 amino acids. Gene Ontology annotation, molecular function: hydrolase activity, acting on ester bonds. The transcript is spliced from 5 exons. The record is from RefSeq and is a predicted model, not a curated record.
UUGCCAUUAGCUGCCGGCGACCAUGUACUCCAUGUAGAACAAUAGUGUAUAAAUCACGCAGAGUCUACGCUCGUAGUCGUACUCCAUUAAUUCCAUCUCCGCCCCCGUCCGCUGGCCCGAUCUUCCCAGGGCGAGGAACGACGAUGAAGCUGCUCUGCAUCCUCACGGUGGUCCUCGCCCUCGCGUCCGUCGAGCCCGCCGUCUCGUCCCCCCGGCGCUACGAAUCCAUCAUCACCUUCGGCGACUCCUUCACCGACACCGGAAAUGCCAUCAUCGUCUUGGCGGAGAAAUCGCGCUUCGACCCUACGGUGCAGCCUCCCUACGGCAUGACGUUCUUCGGCCGCCCCACGGGCCGCUACUCCAACGGCCGCCUCAUCAUCGACUUCAUCGCUGAGAAGCUCGAUCUGCCGUUCGUCCCGCCGUACCUCUCGCACAACGGCAGCUUCAGCGAGGGCGUCAACUUCGCCGUGGCGGGCGCCACCGCUCUCAACGCCAGUUUCUUCAGAGACAUCCCGCUCGUAGGCUCGUUUGUUCUCAACACCAGCUCCAGCGUGCAGCUGGGGUGGUUCGACUCGCUCAAGCCGUCGCUGUGCAGCCCUGCCCAAAAUUGCCCGGGCUUAUUCCACAAGACGCUCUUCUUCAUGGGUGAAAUUGGCCUCAACGACUACAGCUUUGCGGUCUUCGGAAUGACCCUGCCCGAACUAAGAUCCAUGGUCCCAGACGUCGUCAAAACCAUCGCCGCGGCCACUGAGGUGCUACUCGGGCAGGGGGCGAAGACCGUGGUGGUGCCCGGGAUCCCGCCGCUGGGAUGCAUGCCGCCGAAUCUGGUGUUCUUCCCCAGCAACGAGUCGGCAGGCUACGAGCCUAGCACCGGAUGCCUGAAAGGCCUCAACGAGAUCGCCAGGCACCACAACUCGGAGCUGCAGAAGGCCCUCGACAAGGUCCGGGGGAACCACCCGAAUGCCCUGGUCAUCUACGCCGAUUUCUUCACCCCGGUCAUCGAGAUGGUGGAGUCUCCCCACAAAUUUGGGCUUACCACGGACGUUCUGAGCUGUUGCUGCGGUGGAGGUGGCAAGUACAACUUCAACAUCAGCGCUGGCUGUGGCAUGCCAGGCGCUACCGUGUGCGAGGACCCGUCUCAAUAUCUGUACUGGGACGGCCAUUUCACGGAGGCAGCCCACCGCUAUAUUGCCAAAGGCUGGCUAAACAGCAUAAACAGUUGCAAACCCUGGUAGUAACUGGAUAUGCGGAAUUGCAUACUUACAACUUUUUUUAAUCACCGAUAUACACGCGUCAUGAACGGAAUUUCUGUUGUUUUUAAGGCUUGCCAAUUCGUCACAAGGUUUUCUAUGUACGGAGGCGACUGAGAAUUUCUUAAAUCUUAUUAGUCGAUCUGAUCACGGUUGGAAUAGUGUCAUGAUUCGUGCGGAAAAAAAACUUGUAUAUUUGCAAGGUGUUGGAAGAAUAGCCUACUCUGGAUUAUUUUUGUUGAAACAUAAGCAAAAGAUUUGCCUCA